AUGAGCACUCACAAACAAUCGGGCCAGAAGGCGCCCUUCCUCGCUCAGACAAAGGCCGGCGAGGAGGGGCAAGCCAGCAGCCGACAAGCCACACUACCGGGUGAGCGACAGAAGAAGGUGCCAUUGGGCGCCAAGUUGGUGGUGGGCGGCAUCGCCGGAAUGGUGGGUAUGACCAGUGUCUUCCCCAUCGACCUCGUCAAAACGCGCCUCCAGAACAGGUGGUGCGAGAGCGUGUCGGAGUGCGUGCGGCGCAUACGGGCGGAGGAGGGCUGGCGCGGUUUCUACCGCGGGCUCGGGGCGUGCCUGUGCGGGGUGGCCCCCGAGAAGGCUGUCAAGCUGGCCGUCAAUGAGAAGCUCCGCGAACACCUGGCUGCCCGCGACCACGACCAAAUCACGCUGGCACACGAGAUCCUGGCGGGAGCCGGUGCUGGGAUGUGCCAGGCCACCGUGUCCAACCCUGCGGAGAUCGGUACCACCCGCAUCGCGCACCCACCCCGCUCCGGGGGCUCCGAGCCGGCCAACGGCACCAAGUCGGCGGUGGGCAUCGUGCGGGAGCUGGGGUUCCGAGGUCUGUACAAGGGGCUUCCGGCCACCCUCCUGCGGGACGUGCCCUUUUCGUUCUUGUUCUUCCCCAUCUACUCCAACAUCCGCCAGGCCUGGCUGCACCAGCGCGGCGACGCGAAGGGCGAGGUGGGUCUGCUGCCGACUCUGGCGGCGGGAGCGGCGGCAGGCGCGGUCGCCGCGGCUGCCGUCACCCCCGCCGACGUGGUGAAGACGCGCUACCAGGUGGAGCACUCCCCCUACACCUCCCUGCACCAAUGCGCCAGAGCCGUGUGGCGAGAGGGUGGGCCGCGGACGUUCUUCAAGGGGGCGGUGGAGCGCAUGGCCAUCCAGGCCCCGCUCUACGGUGUGGCCCUCCUCGCCUUUGAACUGCAGAAGAAGUGGUACCUCGCCCACCACCAGCAGCAGGACUAG
Acanthamoeba castellanii str. Neff is the source of this 975-nucleotide messenger RNA. Its product is annotated as mitochondrial glutamate carrier 1, putative. Gene Ontology annotation, biological process: transmembrane transport. The record is from RefSeq and is a predicted model, not a curated record. Gene Ontology annotation, molecular function: transmembrane transporter activity. NCBI's taxonomy places the organism in Eukaryota, Discosea, Longamoebia, Acanthamoebidae. Bases 1 to 975 code for a protein of 324 amino acids. The transcript has 6 exons.